Aedes albopictus (Asian tiger mosquito) is the source of this 3695-nucleotide messenger RNA. RefSeq names its product rab11 family-interacting protein 5 (gene Rip11). Lineage: Eukaryota; Metazoa; Arthropoda; Insecta; Diptera; Culicidae. Gene Ontology annotation, molecular function: small GTPase binding. Bases 899 to 2686 code for a protein of 595 amino acids. Gene Ontology annotation, cellular component: intracellular membrane-bounded organelle. Gene Ontology annotation, biological process: regulated exocytosis. The record is from RefSeq and is a predicted model, not a curated record. The transcript has 5 exons.
GUCGUGCAUCGUUCGAUCCGAGUUCGAGAGCUGCUGCGACCGUGUCUCCGUGGCCAGACUACCAGUUCGAUCCGUCACUCCGUUCCGUUAGCAUUAUGUUGCUCGUCUCGUUGGUCUCGUGAUAUUUUUUUUCAUUCAGUUUUUAUUGUUUUCUACACCUUUCGAUUCCAAUCUGCUGCGCGCGGUGAGUCAUUUACGUUAUUUACUUUCGUCGGAAGGUAAUUCGUGUCGAUUUGUGGAGUGUCAUCCGCGGAAGAUCAAUCGUCUUUGUCCGUGGCAGGAUGUGUUGAAUCCGUGUCGUGGGUCUGGGUCGGUGGAAGCAGCUCCUAAAUUGUCCGUGAAUCUGUGUGCUGCAAGUUGGGUGUCGGAAGGAGUGUUAACCAAUUACAAUUAAUAGGAGAGGCACCACAGAGUGAAACGGGAAGGCUGAAUGGUUGACUGACCAUUUGGCAGAGUGAACGGCGCGCCAAGGUGGAAAUCUCCCAGAAAGUGUAUUUACCCAGCCUACUACUGCUGUUUGCUCGACUGCUCGUCGCUGCCUAGGCGCAAGAGAUUAAUACGGGCGAGUGAAACUUAUCGCCGUCGUGGUAUGCAAUCCGUCUAUCUAGUAGGCUGAAUGCAUCGUCGUCGUCAUCGGUGAAAUCCGACGACAAAGCAAUCUGUUGCUGAAUCGGCCUACUGUGUGGCUUUUUAGUUCGAAAUAUUCGGGAAGUGCUGCCUUUCGCAAGAAAUUUGCGUUUGAUGAUUGGAGAAGAUUUUAGCAGCUAACGGGAUUGCUGAUUGGGGAAGGUGGAGCUGAUCGAGCGGAAAACAUUCUUCAGAUAACGUAGACCAGCAAGCAGCGCCCGCCAGAGGUUGCUGACGCAUCAUCUGUGUAGGAAUUAGCUCCGAAGCAAAAAUGUGGAGUCCAACACAUAUACAAGUGACUGUCCAACGAGCCAAAGGCCUGCUGAUAAAAGGCAAGCAUGGAACCAACAACUGUUUCGUCAUCAUCGCACUCGGCAAGGAGAAGUACACGACGUCGGUCAAGGAGAAGGCACCGGAAGCUGUGGAAUGGCACGAGGAGUGCGAACUGCAAAUCCCAUCGCAAGGCAACCGAGCAGAGUUGGUUCUCACGGCCCUACACCACAACACCCUCGGGCUUGACGAGUUCCUGGGCCAGGUCGUGCUUCCUCUCAACGAAAUGGACGUGUACGAACGGCCACGUUCCCGGUGGUUCAAGCUGCAGAGCAAACCGGGCAAAGAGAAAAAGAAAGAACGCGGAGAGCUGGAAGUUCGGAUAGCUUUCACCGUCAAGGCCGGCUCGUUGACGGAUCUGAGCAAGAAGGAGAAGAACAAGAGCUCGGUCAGCAACCUGGCGUCUAACGUUGGGGGUUCCUUGCUCAGCAUCGGUGCUAUUGAAAAGCGAAAGAGUCUGAAAAAGUUCGCCAAAUCGCUGGGGUCUAAGGUACACAUCAGUGGGAUCGGUAAGAAGAAGAACAAGGAUGUAGACUCGGUAGCCGAUGAUGCAUCAUUUACGGGCAGCUAUUCAAGUAUCGGCACACCUAGUGGAUUACAGUCCAGACAAUCACGUCAGACCUUCGGGGACGCGGAUCCAGGUGUGAUCAGCGAGGACGAAGAUGAGUUCGUUUUCGACAAUCUCUCACAUAAAAGUUCGGGCAGUUCGUUGAACACCCGGGCCCAAAGUGGAGCAGGACAUAUUUUGCCAAAAUCCACGACACAAUCAAGCGCUUCAACGCCGGAUGAGACCAGGAAACAUAAAUCGGUAACUUUGCCACCGUCCAAACCUCCGAGACUAAUCUCGGAAAAUGAAUCUGAGCCGGCAGCACCGGCCAAGGUCGAUGAAUGGGAACAGAAGCUUUACGGGAAACACUUAGAGAUUGGAAGCACCGAUUCGCUGAAGAGAAGGUCAUGGGAAAGCUCACGUGUAAUGCUUUCCGUACAACAGGAAGAAGACGAGGAACAACACCAGAAGAAGGCACCUCAAGAGCCAUCCCUUCCUCCCACCUCCGCUACUGCUCCUACUUCUCCACUUUUGACGGAUAAAACCCAGAAAGAAGAGUCGGAAGGCUACGACAAACCGAGACCUCUUCCCCGUGCCGGAUCGCAAGAUAUCAGCAAAGUCAGUGAUAAGCUGGUAAUCAACAAUGGGCCCAUAACCGGCAACAGCAGGAGCAACAGUCGCAAAUCGAUUAACCAACCGUCACCCAAGCUGGAGAAGCAGGACAGCAGCUCCUUCACGAAAAAGCUGAAGCACUUCAUAAAGGACCACCGGGCGGAAUCGAUGGAGAAUCUGUCCGGCAGCCGGAAGCAACUGAACGGCGCCACAAAGCAUCAGCACGUAAACGAGCGAAUCAUCAUCGGAGGCGAGAACGGCAGCAACGGUACCGGUGAUCUGCCGAUAUCGUUCCUGUCGGCGGCGCGCCAGAGCAAGCUGGUUACCGAGGUGUCACCGGAGAUUAUGGCCAAAUACGAGGGCAAGACGCGGGAAGACAUGAUGAAGAUUGCCCACAAUCUGGAGAACGAGGUCAACUACCAGAAGCAGAAGGUGAAGGAACUGGAGGACUACCUGGACAGUUUGCUGCUAAAGGUGAUGGAAUGCCAGCCGCGGAUACUGCAGAAUCCCUACCAGAAGGCCAAUCCCACCAAGAGCCUGCUCAGAACUAGUAACCUUUUCAAGGAAUAGGACAGGUGGAUGAUUUGCCCUUCUUCCUUACAGCAGUAUAAGCAAGCAGCUGAUGGAGUGCGUUUAUCUGUAGAGUCUUGAGGUGUACCUCAAAUGGGUAACCAUUCGCCCCACAACACGUUCCUAGCGAACGCUGUUAAUCGUCGUCCACUACUACCAACUAUACCUACUAACAACAGAACUGAUUGUCAUCGCGGUAAGCAUACCUGUGAAAGUUUUUUUUUCUCCCAAAUUCUUAUCACUGUCUUAUGUGUUGUACAAGUACUUUCGCCUUUUUUACUAACUGAUCGUGGAGUUUCGCUUUUAAAAUUACAAUCGUGAAAAGACAAUAUUCCAGUAAACAUGUUUUUAUAUGGAACUUUCUUGAAGGAAAACAAUCUAAAAUUAAUUUGUACAUUUCGAAACCUGUUAUUUUAAAUCCACAACUAUCGAUCACUUUUUUAAUACAUUUAUUUUUACACUGUGCAACAAUUAUCCACUCUUUAAUUGUUAUAUCGAAUAAAACAUAUAUGAUAAUAUACAUUAACAUUAGUGAACGCAACCCGCAAACCAUUUGCGUGGUUUAACCCGUUGGAAAAUUACACUGAAUCAAAAAUUCCGUACCACAGAAGAGGCCUUGUAUUUAUUGAAUGCCGGCGGUAAGGUUCGUACUGCACUUUAGAAGAUAUACACGAACCGUACCUAAAAAACUGAAUUGUACUGAUGGAUCUGUGGGAGGCUGGGGGUGACCCAGUUCACGUUGUUUCAUAAAACUACGAAGAAAAAAAAUUCUCAAUCGGCGAUGAUCAUCAUCACCAACUCAACCGAGAAGGCGAUGAACACAUGGAACAAUCGUUUAUUUUAUAUGCCUAUAUUGUGCGUGACCACAGUGCAGACUAGAUCGCGUUCACGAACGGCUACUAGACGAAGUACAGGUACACAGUAAUAUGCAAUUAUACACAUUAUUCUAUAUUGAUUUAACAGUAAGUUCGGAAAUACAUUUAUUUAGAGUUGAGUUAUUAGGAAAUUG